AUGGCCUCGGGCGCGGGGUCCUGGGCGCGUCGCCGAGGAUGCAGCGGCAACGGGGACCGGGCGCUGACGGCGGCCCCCUGGCCCCCGCCCCCGGCCGCCCCCGCCUCCCUGGUGCUGGCCGACGCUGCCGGCUCCUUUGCACGGAUGCGGAGACCUCCGGCGAGCCUUGGGCCAAGCCCCAAACGCAACUUCGAUCCCAGGCUCCAGCAAGACACAGCCCACACAGCCGUCAUCAGCCCCCAGGACCCCACGCUCCUCAUCGGCUCCUCCCUGCAGGCCACCUGCUCUGUGCUGGGGGACCCCCCACGGGCCACGGCUGACAGCCUCUACUGGACCCUGAAUGGGCGCCGUCUGCCUGCCGACCUGUCCCGAGUUCUCAACGCCUCCACCCUGGCACUGGUCCUGGCCAACCUCAAUGGGUCCAGGCAGCAGUCAGGAGACAACCUGGUGUGCCACGCCCAUGAUGGCAGCAUCCUAGCUGGCUCCUGCCUCUAUGUCGGCCUGACCACAGACCCCCCUCAAGAUGUGCAUGUGAGCCGAGUUGGGGGCCUGGAGGACCAGCUCAGUGUCCGCUGGGUCUCGCCACCUGCCCUCAAGGACUUCCUGUUCCAAGCCAAGUACCAGAUCAGAUACCGAGUGGAGGAUAGCGUGGACUGGAAGGUGGUGGAUGACGUCAGCAACCAGACCUCCUGUCGCCUGGCGGGCCUGAAGCCGGGCACCGUGUACUUCGUGCAAGUCCGCUGCAACCCCUUCGGCAUCUACGGCUCCAAGAAGGCUGGGAUCUGGAGCGAGUGGAGCCACCCCACGGCUGCGUCCACCCCCCGAAGUGGUGAGCACCCCACUCCCAUUAGGCCAGGGUGGUCUGGGGAGCAGUCCCAACUCAAGCAGUUCCUGGGCUGGCUCAAGAAGCACGCGUACUGCUCGAACCUCAGCUUCCGCCUCUACGAUCAGUGGCGCGCCUGGAUGCAGAAGUCGCACAAGACCCGCAACCAGGACGAGGGGAUCCUGCCCUCGGGCAGACGGGGCGCGGCGAGAGGUCCUGCCAGAUAAACUCUAGGGUCCUGGCACUGCCAUCCCACCCAAGAUCCUGGGGGGCCAGGAACAUCCAUUUUAGGAGCUCUGACAGCCACAACAGCUCAGCCUCUCUGGAGGCCACCAGUGGGGGUGCCCCAGUACGAGGGGUAUACAGCCCAGGCAGAUAGCCUGAAACUGCCAGGGCUAGGGUGAGGCGGGGUCAUGACUCCCCUCGACCCAGGACCCCGCCAGAGUCCUUCAAAAUAAAUGAAUUAUUUAGAUGCUAA
Molecule: messenger RNA, 1301 nt
Organism: Echinops telfairi (small Madagascar hedgehog)
Lineage: Eukaryota; Metazoa; Chordata; Mammalia; Afrosoricida; Tenrecidae
Gene: CRLF1
Product: cytokine receptor like factor 1
Exons: 8
Coding region: 1-1050 (349 amino acids)
Biological process (GO): cytokine-mediated signaling pathway
Cellular component (GO): external side of plasma membrane
Molecular function (GO): cytokine receptor activity; protein binding
Source: RefSeq, a predicted model, not a curated record